AUGUCAGAUAUCAUUGAACCCAAAAGCAGACUCCGCUCUAUAGAAGAUCUAGAGGCAUUUCAAAGCUCGCAAACAUAUAAUGACGUUUACACAUACGUGGAAAGACUAGCCCUCUCAGUCCAUGGACUUGAAUUGACAGAUCCUACAUUACCAAAACCAAAGGAAAUCCAAUCACUCGUCUCUCUACUAGAUAGUAUUGACUCGAUAAUAGAUUCUCACCCUGUCAAACAGGAAAGCAAUAGCAGGUUUGGUAAAAUCGAGUUUCAUGAUUUUUAUGACGAUUUACAUAACACGUCAGUUGAACUGAUAUCCAAAUUACCCUUCAAUUUCUCUGAACAGCACACUACAGACUUAAGUGCCUAUCUGAACAAUUCUUUUGGUGAUAGGCAAAGAAUAGAUUAUGGUUCAGGUCAUGAGUUGAAUUUUCUUUGCUUUUUAUUAGGUCUUGAUAAAUUGAAGUACUUCCCCGAAUCCCAUGAACUUGAUAAAUCUGUUGUCUUGAUUAUAUUUGCUAAAUAUUUGAAAAUAAUGCGCCGUUUACAAUUGUUAUACUGGUUAGAACCAGCAGGAUCCCAUGGGGUUUGGGGUUUGGAUGAUUAUCAUUUUUUGCCAUUCCUAUUUGGUGCUGCUCAAUUGUCUCCGAUGAACAGACCGAGACCUUUAAGUAUCCAUAACGAAGACUACGUUGAGGAGUUUAAGGACAAAUACUUUUAUUUUGGUUGCGUAGAUUUUAUAAACAAGGUUAAAACAGGCGCACAGUCUCUAAGGUGGACGUCGCCAAUGUUGGAUGAUAUCAGUGGCGUUAAAGCAUGGAAAAAAAUCGAAGAAGGUAUGUUCAAGAUGUACAAAGCAGAAGUUUUGGGGAAGUUGGCCGUUGUUCAACAUUUUAUCUUCACUACCAUACUACCUUGUCCUGAAUUGAAGGAAAACGGUGAAGCUGAUGAUACCCAUACUCAUGACCACGAUCACAAUCAUCAUGGUCAUUGCCACAGUCUAGACAAUCCUCUAAUCUCCACAUGGGGCGAUUGUUGUGGAAUAAAAGUUCCUAGUGCGAUUGCAGCCAAGGCGGCCCAACAGAAUAAGCAUAAAAUACCGUUUGAUUAA
This is a messenger RNA of Pichia kudriavzevii, 1104 nucleotides long. RefSeq lists its product as uncharacterized. The transcript has a single exon. Gene Ontology annotation, molecular function: protein tyrosine phosphatase activator activity; peptidyl-prolyl cis-trans isomerase activity. Lineage: Eukaryota; Fungi; Ascomycota; Pichiomycetes; Pichiales; Pichiaceae. The coding region runs from base 1 to 1104 and encodes 367 amino acids. The record is from RefSeq and is a predicted model, not a curated record. Gene Ontology annotation, biological process: mitotic spindle organization. Gene Ontology annotation, cellular component: nucleus; protein phosphatase type 2A complex; cytoplasm.